Terrapene triunguis (Three-toed box turtle) is the source of this 915-nucleotide messenger RNA. Its product is annotated as galectin-4-like. Gene Ontology annotation, molecular function: carbohydrate binding. NCBI's taxonomy places the organism in Eukaryota, Metazoa, Chordata, Testudines, Emydidae. The coding region runs from base 1 to 915 and encodes 304 amino acids. The transcript is spliced from 9 exons. The record is from RefSeq and is a predicted model, not a curated record.
AUGGCUUUCCAGCAGCCUAUUCUGAACCCGAUUGUCCCCUUUUCUGGACCCAUCUUUGGAGGCCUGAGUGAAGGGAAGAUGGUGUUAAUCCAAGGAAUAGUUCAACCCUUCGUGAAAAGUUUUGGGGUGAACCUGCGGUGCGGGAAUGGGGACAUCGCCUUCCACUUUAAUCCGCGUUUCAAUGAGGGCCGCCCGGUGGUUGUAUGCAACACCCAGCAGAACGGCUGUUGGGGGGCGGAGGAAAGGACCUACCACUUGCCCUUCCAGCAGGGCAUCUACUUCGAAGUGAUCAUCAACGUCAAGGGCCACUGCUAUCAGGUCUCUGUGAAUGGUCAGCACUUCCUGGAGUACAGACACCGCCUUCCCCUUCAUACUGUCCAGAUCCUGGAGAUCAAAGGGGACGUGACUGUGAACUGCAUCAACUUCACAAGCCCCAGUAUCUCCAAUGUGUUUGCCCAGCCAGUCUACGGGGCUCCAGCUCCCACACACAACACUCCUAUGACUGUGACCAACCCGGUCGUCCCAUUCCAAGUGGCCAUCCCAGGGAGUAUCUCCCGGACUCGCAAGAUCUCCAUUGUGGGGAACGUGCCUUUCCAUGCAAACAGCUUUCAAAUCAAUCUGAAAAACAGCAUGACCGGCAACAUCGCCCUGCACAUCAACCCACGGCUGAGGGAGAGGGCGCUGGUUCGGAACACCCAAACGCACGGCACGUGGGGCUCAGAGGAGAGGCACCUCUCCACCCUGCCUUUCGCGCCAGGCCAGGCUUUCCAGAUGGAGAUAAUGAACACGAGGAACUGCUACCAGGUCUCGGUGAAUGGGCUGCACGUGUUUGACUAUGUCCACCGCCUCCCUGCCAACCAGGUGGACCAGCUACAGAUAGCGGGGGAUGUGACACUCUCCUGUGUGCAGUACUGA